Molecule: messenger RNA, 972 nt
Organism: Botrytis sinoallii
Lineage: Eukaryota; Fungi; Ascomycota; Leotiomycetes; Helotiales; Sclerotiniaceae
Exons: 2
Coding region: 1-972 (323 amino acids)
Molecular function (GO): protein binding
Source: RefSeq, a predicted model, not a curated record
AUGCCAGCCUCAUUUCAAGAUAUCCUCAAUUCUCGACUCUUCAAAUUCAUCGUGGGCGAAAAAGUCGAUGGCCAUGCAACGGAAUUCUUCGUGCAUGAAGAGGCUAUUGUUCAACUUUCAAGACCGUUGGAGGCGCUGAUGAGAGGAGGGAUGUCUGAAUCUCAAGCUGAAUGUACGGUAUGGGAUGAUGUGAGUAAGGAGACGUUUGAGCGGUUCGUGCAGUUUGCGUAUACGGGCGAUUACACAGUGCCUAUCCCUGAGUACAAGGUGAUGAGAAAAGACAGAUCUGAUAGUUCAGAAGAGCUUUACCUGCGACUUUCUAUAGAAAAUAUGAAGGAGAAACUGAAGGAGGAGAAUUUGGGUGGGCAGAGAGGGAUAGAACCCCUUUGCGAAACACCAUUACCAAAAGCACCACCGGAGCCAGCAGAACGGCCACUGGCACAUGUAUUCUCAAGUACAACAUCAGAGGUGGGACUAAAUUGGCUUUUUCGACGAAUUACAAAUCCAGAACGUUACCCGGUCAAAUGCGCAGCCGACUUCAAGCAGCUUACUUUGCCACUACUCGCCUUGCGCAAUACUUACGACUACACCUGUGAGCCUAGGGAAUGGUUUUACCCGUACCAAAGCUAUUCCAAUGUAUUCAUCAGCCAUGCCGCACUAUAUAUUCUGGGAGAUUUCCGACUCGUAAAUUCGCUAAAAGCGCUAGCUCUACACAAACUCCACAAAACACUGUGCAUUUUCCAGCUCAAAAACGAAAAUAUCGGGGAUGUGAUCGAUCUUGCAAGAUAUGUAUACGCAGAAGAAGGCGGAGAAGAGGGGUCGGGUGGUGAAAUUGGAGCAUUGAGAGGGUUGGUGUGUCUCUAUAUGGCUGUGAAUGCGUUGGCACUGUCACUUGAUGAUGGGUUUAUGGAGCUUUUGGGGGAGGGCGGACAGUUUGUGAAGGAUUUCUUUAGGUUUCAGGUGCAGAGAUAA